AUGUUCUCGCAACGAACAUUUAUAUUUUUCCUAUUUCUGAUUGUUGAUCCAGCCGGAAUUCGAAGUGUCUUUUCUCAACAUGCUGAUGAAAUCGAAUUGAAGAAAAAGGAGAAAACACCAAAAGCUCCAAAAACACAUAAAAAUGGAACUCGCAAAUUCGAUUGGAAUCCACUUCAUUUGUUGUGUUAUCCAUGCAAAUUUUUGGUUUAUUUAUUAGGUGGAUUAUUGGGUGGAUUGUUGGGACCAAAUUUGAUCAAACAAUUGGGAAUUUUCGGAUGCUCAUAUGUCUUGAGUUUGCCGUUGAGAUUCCCAUUUGUUCCCAAUUUGAUUUGUGUUGCAGUUUUUGAUGUGAGUUAGGGUAAACUUGAGAGAAGGGCGGAAUCUCUUAGGAUUACUGUAGAUGUUCUAUUGAAAUGCUCAUAACUUCGUUACUAUAUCUCUGCUUCUCAACAUAACUAGGAGAGGUUACUGUAGACUUUAUAAAAAUGAAUACCUGGGAAAUCUAACUAAAGAGUUAAUCUAUGAGUUUUCAGAUUAUUCAAAAAUUUCUGAAAAUGAAUUCUCUACAUUUUCGUAGAUAACUUUUUCUAGAAUUGUUUUUUAGGAAAAAAAAGUACCAGAGUGAAAUUUUCUGAAUUUUCAUUUUUCAAAAUGAACAGAAAAAUCUUUAAAUUUGUGAACCAAAAUAAAAUAUACAGUAACCCAGAUUUAAACUUUUUGCGGAAAAUUAUUGAAAAAAUUCAGACAAUUGGAAUAAUUGCCAAGAAAAAAGCAAAGGGAAAUGGUCUUUGUCAAGUUCUUUUCCUCUGCCCCAAAAAUAAAGCACCAACUCAUCUCGUCUCGGAAUUUGCUAAACUUGAUCACGAAGAUCGAAUGAUUGCGAUUCUCGAAUCUGAAGACACUGCAAAUCUAUCGAAAGAAAUGGAGAAUUUCAAUGAUUAUUUAUUCGACAAUGUUGCACCAAAAGGAAUCAGUGGAACACAGUGUAAGACUUAUAUUUUCAGAAAAAAACUAACUAAUUCAAAGUUCUAAAAGUGUUAUCAUACAAAAAAAGGUUUUCAGAUGAGAUUGGACUCAGACACGCAAUUCGAAACUUCGUCGCCGCUGUUUCUUAUCAAAUCGACUAUCUUCAACAACAACAAAUCAACAAACAAUAA
This is a messenger RNA of Caenorhabditis angaria, 1157 nucleotides long. Lineage: Eukaryota; Metazoa; Nematoda; Chromadorea; Rhabditida; Rhabditidae. The record is from the annotation of a GenBank genome assembly.